CGCUUCGUAUCGUGCCACCAUCAAUUUCUCUCUCUCUCUCUCUCUCUUUCUCUCUUCGAAUCUUCUCAAAGGUUGUUUCUCAUUUUCUUCACCCAAGCAAGGCCGCCCCCCCCCCCCCUCUCUCUCUCUCUCUCUCCCCCUGAUUUUGUUAGGGUUAGGGUUUACUUAGGCGCGUCCACUUUGAGGGGCAAAAAUGUUGCACAAAGCCGCAGACUCAACCCCAAAGCUCUCCAAUUUAGCUUCUGAGCAAAGCAUGGUUUGAAUCCACCUCGUCCUGGGUAUUCCCUCUUUCCGUUUGUCUGUGUGUCAUGUUUUAUUGAGUUGAGCCUCAGUCUUCUACUUGAAUCUGUGGUUGUUUGACGUGGGAGUGGUGGUAGUGGCAGUCCUGGUAUGGAUAUGUAUAACGUGUCUGAACAUGGAAAUGCAGAACCAUAUCUGAUUCAAGGUAUCGAGUCAAACCCACAUUUAGCAAGUCCACCUAUUGAGCAGCUUGACACCAUGUAUAACGAAGGAGCCCCUGAGCUUGUUGUUGAACAGGGCUUUUAUUACCCUACUGCCACCAAUUAUGGGUACAUCUGUACAGGAUUUGAAUCACCCGGCGAUUGGAAUGACCACCAUAGGAUUUUUGGUCUGGAUGGUCAAGAAAUUCAUUACACGGGUGUGCAAACUGAUAGUUUGCCAUAUGUAUAUUAUACACCUAGCUAUGGAUAUGCACAGUCUCCAUAUAACCCAUACAACCCUUACAUACCUGGUGCUGUGAUAGCAGUUGAUAGCCCAUUUGUAGGGACACAACAGUAUUACACCAUUCCAUCUUAUGAAAACCCCAUGUCUUCGCCUGCAUACUUCCCCUUGAUUGUCCAAUCUGGCCCUGAGAUCAUCUCAAGCAGUACAACAGAGCCCUUCUUGGAUACUGGUGCUUUUGCUGCAAAUAGAUCCAAUGUCCCAGGCCUGAAAAAUAACCUGCCUUCAGCACCUGCAACUUCUACACUGGUCCAGCCAAAGCCUACUUCAAUUCAGACUCGUUCCUUUUCUAGGAUGUCUGAAGGCCCUAAAGCAAAUUCUGGUCCAAGUAAGCCACCUUCGGCACAUGGAAAUGUUACUUCCAGUAGUUUUUCCAGCCUGGCGUCGCCACAAGUACUACAGGGUAUAGGUGCUCAUGCAGUAGAUAACAUUUCACAUGGAAGGGCUUUGCCUCACCGUAGCCAAGUAAAGAUGCCUCUAUCUUCCAGUAAUGGUUUGUCUAGUUUUGGACCAAGUGCUCAUGGACGGGCUACAGCUGACAAGGUACAGGCCAAGUUCCAGUAUAGCAGGGUUCCAAAUGAUGCAAGUGGAAGCCCAGAUACAUUGAUUGAACAGAAUCGAGGCCCUAGAACAAAUAAAUCAAAAGCUCAUUUCGCGGUUAAACCUUAUUCCACAAGAGCUGGAGAGACUGACGCUCAAGGAAAUAUCAUUAUUUACACCGAUCAGUAUAACAAGGAUGAUUUUCCGUUAAACUAUUCAAAUGCUAAGUUCUUUGUAAUCAAGUCAUACAGCGAAGAUGAUGUCCAUAAGAGUAUUAAAUAUAAUGUUUGGUCAUCCACUCCUAAUGGUAACAAGAAGCUGCAGGCUGCAUAUGAAGAUGCACAGAGAAUGGCAGCUGGAGAACAUAGAGGCUGUCCUGUCUUCCUAUUCUUUUCUGUCAAUGCAAGUGGCCAGUUCUGUGGCGUUGCAGAAAUGACCGGUCCUGUUGACUUUCACAAGGAUAUGGAUUUCUGGCAGCAAGACAAAUGGAGUGGAAGCUUCGCUGUUAAGUGGCACAUUAUAAAAGAUGUACCGAACUCCAUAUUUCGGCACAUCAUUUUAGAGAACAAUGAAAAUAAGCCAGUAACUAACAGCAGAGAUACACAAGAGAUACGGUACAAGCAAGGUAUUGAAAUGCUUAAAAUUUUCAAAAAUUCCGCAGUGAAGACAUCUUUACUUGAUGACUUCAUGUACUAUGAGAACAGACAGAAGGUCAUGCAGGAAGAGAAAGCUAGGUUGCUGAUAAAAAGCUACGGAAAUCCUUUGCUUAUGCCUGCAUUGGAUCCCCCCCGAAAACAAACUUUUCUGGUUGAUAUGCCUUCCACUGGAGAUGAGAGAAAAAUUAACAGGCCUGAUGAUCUUAAUAGCUUGGGAAAGGCUGAUGAUUCUGCAAGUAAGCAGGUUUCUCUAGAUCCUGAUGUCAAUAGCUCAAGGGUUACCAAGGAAAAUGCUAAGCAUACUGCAGAUGAAGCAAAAAGUGAAGAUGUCUCAUCAUUAAAGAUUGGUCUACUUAAUAUCAACGCGAAUCAUCCUGAGCCUAAAUCAUUUGACACUCCCUCUAAUAUCGCUACGGUAGUGGAUGCGAAACCAGUUGAUGUUGUCACAGUUGGUUCGAUGCCUGUUAGAGUUAAUGGUUACACAGAUGCAGAAGCUUCUGGUUGCUUAACAGUUGGGAGUAUCCCCCUUGAUCCUAAAGCGUUACAGAUCGAGGCGGCAGCUAAAAAUGGACCUAAACCUUGAUGACAAUUUGGAGUUUUAUGGCCUAAUUAUUUUGAAGUUAUUUGUGUUGGAGAUGGAAGUAUCAAGCUGAGUAUCCAGCGAGCAGCAGGUCGGUCUUUGCCUUUACCGUGAGUGUACCAUACUCGGUUGUUCAUGUUAUGAUUGUAGGUCAUGCAAUACCCGUUUAGCUUUUACCUUAAUUGUUUCUUUUGUUGUUCUGCACAAGAAGUUGUUUUGUUUAGCAGUUUACUGACAUCUUGGGGAUGGGGAUAAUGGUUGGUUGUGUUGACCCGUUUUAGUGGAAAUACCAUGCCCAUGUGUAAUCCUCUUUUCAUAUCCAUUCAACUUUUUCACCUUUUAGUUAUGAAUUCAAGAUACAGAUAAUCUCAUUUCUAAUUCACUUU
Molecule: messenger RNA, 2903 nt
Organism: Diospyros lotus (date-plum)
Lineage: Eukaryota; Viridiplantae; Streptophyta; Magnoliopsida; Ericales; Ebenaceae
Product: YTH domain-containing protein ECT4
Exons: 8
Coding region: 391-2520 (709 amino acids)
Biological process (GO): mRNA destabilization
Cellular component (GO): cytoplasm
Molecular function (GO): mRNA binding
Source: RefSeq, a predicted model, not a curated record